CCUAAUCCAUGGAUUCCCUGGAGGAGGCGGGAAAUCCGAGCAUAAAUUCUUAGAAGCAAACAACUUGUAUUCAUCCAAACCUUCAAUGGAUUCCGACUCGGAUGGAUCAUAUGUAUCAGACACACCGCCGUCAACUCCAAAGCAAAAGCAACAUCCACCGGCGACAGAGCCGGCUCCGGCUCCGGCUCCAGCACAUUUUCUUCUCUCGUGCACUAAAUUUCGAAGUAAACUCAAACCUUCUGCCACAUCUUCCCGCCCAAUUCUAAGACCCAAGCGAUCUGGCAAACCGAAAGGGCCACCCACGAACCCAACUACGGAAACCCUACGCGCAGAUUCCUCGCCGGACCCGACUCGGCUUCCGGACAUCUCCAACCUGCCCUUCCAAAUUCACCGUCCAGCUUACUCGAACCAAACACUUCCAGGCGCUUUACGAUCAUCUUUUUCCAAACUUAAGAAGAAAGAUCUCAACUUUGAGCCAGCGCAGCUUGAUUGUUUUGGCUCCUCUUCAUCACCAGCCUCCCAAUUGGAUGUUGAUGCUUGCAAAACAACCACUGAUUCUAUAAAGUCAGAAACGAAAGCUGCUGCAUCUGGAAUUUCUGAUAAGAUUCUUAACAGACUUCCUAAUCUUAUUGGUCGCGCUGAUUCUGCUUCAUUGCCAGUGAAGAAGCCUAAAUAUGUAAACGAGGGCAAUUUUGUCAAACUCAAUAUCAAUGGCUCGGGAAGAAAAUACGGAUACAAGGGGAAAAGAAAGAAGUAUGGCUCCUCCAGUAAUGGCAGAAAAUUCUACAGAAGAAGUAGGGGGGGAUUUAAAGGCAAGGGUCAAGGAAAAGGGGAGGAGGGUGGUGGGGUGUGUGAUGAAGAGGGAUUGGUUGUGGAUUUUAAACAAACAGACGGAAGCUCAAAUGCUGAAGAUGGGUUGGUUCAGGAGGCUGUGAUGAGUGUUAGAAAUGAAGCAUCUGAUGAGAAUCUUUUGAGCUUGCUGAAGUUGGCUUAUGGUCAUGGUUCAUUUAGGAUUGGACAAAUGGAGGCAAUCAAGAAGGUGCUUUCUGGAAAAUCAACAAUGCUGCUUUUGCCAACAGGUGCUGGGAAGUCUCUUUGUUAUCAGUUACCUUCCAUGGUUUUCGAGGGGAUUACUCUGGUCAUUAGCCCAUUAGUUGCCUUAAUGGUUGAUCAAUUGAAACAGCUGCCUGCUGCACUCCCUGGUGGUCUUCUGUGUAGCAGUCAGACACCAGAAGAGGCUUCUCAAACUCUCCAAUCUCUGCAAGAGGGAUCAAUAAAGGUCCUUUUUAUUUCUCCAGAGAGGCUUCUGAGUUCAGACUUCACAUCAUUAUUCUCUAGUGGUCCCCUUAUAUCUCUCGUGGUGGUUGAUGAAGCUCACUGUGUAUCUGAAUGGUCACACAAUUUUCGGCCCUCAUACAUGAGGCUUAGGGCUUCGUUGCUGCGUGAAAAGCUAAAGGCUGAAUGCAUUCUUGCAAUGACUGCAACUGCAACAGCCAAAACAUUGCAUGAUGUAAUGCAUGCUCUUGAUAUCCUCCCCACUAAUCUCAUCCAAACAUCCAAAUUGCGGGACAAUUUGCAGAUGUCAGUAUCAAUGAGUAGCAAUAGGCUGAAAGAUUUAAUAGCAUUGCUCAAGUCUUCUCCGUUCUCUGAUGUUAAAAGCAUCAUCAUUUAUUGCAAAUUUCAGUAUGAAACAGAUCUUGUAUGCAAAUGUCUAUGUGAUAACAACAUUUCAGCUAAGAGUUACCACAGUUCCAUUCCUGCUAAAGAUAGGAGGAGGACACAAGAACUCUUUUGUGCAAAUAAAAUUAGAGUGGUUGUUGCUACUGUGGCAUUCGGAAUGGGACUUGAUAAACAAGAUGUCGGAGCUGUCAUUCAUUACAGCUUACCGGAAAGCUUGGAAGAGUAUGUCCAGGAGAUAGGUCGUGCUGGGCGUGAUGGUAGAUUGUCUUAUUGCCACCUUCUUUUUGAUGAUGACUCCUAUUUUAAGCUGCGUAGUCUUGCUCACAGUGAUGGUGUGGAUGAGUACGCUGUAAACAAAUUCCUCUGCCAAGUUUUUAGCAACAGCUUAAAUGGGAAAUUUUCAUCAAUAGUUAAAGAAAUGGCAUCCCGAAAGUUUGAUAUGAAAGAGGAGGUAAUGCUUACAAUUUUGACUCAACUGGAGCUGGGCAAUGUGAAGUAUUUGCACUUGCUUCCUGAAGUGAAUGUAACUUGCACUUUGAAUUUCCACCAGACUUCUCCAGCACAGCUAGCUGCUAAAGAUAUAGUUGUUGCAGCCGUCAUGAAGAAGUCUGAAAUUAAAGACGGGCAAUAUGUGUUUGACAUACCAAGUGUAGCAAAUAGUAUUGGAUUGCAACCUGCGGACUUGUCAAAUCACUUGCAGACACUAAAGUUUAAGGGAGAAAUUGCCUAUGAGUUGAAGGAUCAGGCUUACUGUUACAAAAUCAUGGAUAUCCCCAAGGACAUUUGUUCUUUGGCAGCACAGGUUACGAGUUGGCUUUCAGAGGUUGAGAGAUGCAAGGUGAGAAAAAUGGAUAUAAUGUUCAAUGCUGCUGUUGCUGCGGUGAAAAGGUGUGAUAAGGUGUAUGGUUGUGAUGGCUAUGACCACACUCCUUGCUUGCAAAGGAAGAUUUUGGAGUAUUUCAAAAGCAAUGAUGAUAUUGAUGUCCCCAACAAUAUGGCUAAAAUCAGCCCAUUUCUGAGAGCAGACAUAAAGGUCUUUUUACAGAGCAACUCACAUGCCAAAUUUACCCCUAGAGCUGUUGCAAGGAUACUACAUGGUCUUUCUAGUCCAGCCUUCUCUUCCACUUUUUGGUCAAAAUGUCACUUCUGGGGAAGGUAUAUUCAGACAGAUUUCAAAGUAGUGAUGGAAGCAGCAAAAGCAGAACUGAUGAGUGUUGUGGGGAAGGAUUUAGUGUGAUUGAUGCCAAUGUUUAACCAAACGACUGUAAGUAAAGAACAAACUUCCCUUUAUUGUGAAGACAGAAGAUUAUUAGAGGCUUUGAUGUUGAAGACUUAAAGUGACUGAAGGAUGUUUUUUAAGGAAUAGUGUCAUAUUCUUUACAGGGAGCCAUUUAUGCUGAAAUUUUGCCCUUCACAAUCUCGUUAAAUAGUGAUGCUAACUCCGAUACCUAUAGGUUUUAGCAUAUGGAUGCUUCGUUUUGGAGCAGUGGAGCUGAUGGCAAUAGAAUAUAUUCCAAAUGGAGGAUUUUGGAAUACGUUGCAAUCUUAUACAAAUGUAUUCAUUGGCAAGGAGUUCUCUUCAUCUUAUUUCCCUCUAACAAUGAAAGUACGAACAAGUUGUAAUCUUACAUUUGAAAUUAAUUUAUAAAAAGUCUUACAGUUGAAAUUAGUUUAUAAAGUAAUUUGUUCUUAUUAGACAAGAAAUUUCUCUAAAUAGGAUUACAGCAAAGCAAAAAAUCCACAAUAUGUUCCUAUUUACCAUCUUCGAAAUUUGUCUCAUGUAGAAGAUACCCCAUGCAUGGGUUUUCGUAAUUGGUGUAUUAGCUGCUGAGGCAGUUUGUUAUUCAAAACAUCAAAGUUCCAAUUUUUUUAUGCAUCAUAUUCUACGUCUUC
Molecule: messenger RNA, 3573 nt
Organism: Cuscuta epithymum
Lineage: Eukaryota; Viridiplantae; Streptophyta; Magnoliopsida; Solanales; Convolvulaceae
Source: the annotation of a GenBank genome assembly